Molecule: messenger RNA, 1507 nt
Organism: Coffea eugenioides
Lineage: Eukaryota; Viridiplantae; Streptophyta; Magnoliopsida; Gentianales; Rubiaceae
Product: vicilin-like seed storage protein At2g18540
Exons: 8
Coding region: 50-1054 (334 amino acids)
Biological process (GO): protein import into nucleus
Molecular function (GO): nuclear import signal receptor activity
Source: RefSeq, a predicted model, not a curated record
GCACCCGAUAGUCUCCGUUCUUUGGCGGUUGUAGACCCGAACUGAGAAGAUGGGGAAAGACCGAAGCAAAGCUCCGGAAGACGAAAACGGAGCACCGGUUAACAAAGGCCGCGACUAUACGUCCGAAUCCGGACCGGAGUCUAGGUCCGAGUCCGAUGAAGGGUCCAAAAAGUCCGAAAGAAGCAGACAUAGCAAGAGAGACCGAAGCAACAGGAAGAGAAGCCGAAGCUCAAGUAGAAAAGCGGGAGAUGAUGAAGACGAUAGCUACACGUCACCAUCUGAGUCGGAGUCUGACUCGGAUUCGUAUUCUGAUACGGAGUCGGGAAGCUCCGAGGACUAUUCGGAGUCGGAGGACGAGAGGAGGCGAAGGAAAAGGAGAGAGAGGAAGAAGAGGGAGGAGAAGGAGCGGAGGCGGAGGAAGGAGAAGGAGAAGAAGAGGAGAAGAAAAGAGAGGGAAGAGAAAGAAGAGAAAAGAAGAAGAAAGAAGAAAGAGGAGAAGAAGAAGAAGAAGAAGAAGAGCGAUAAAGGCAAAACAGGAGCCGUCACAAAUUUAUGGGGCAAAUAUGGGAUUAUCAGAGAAACUGAUAUGUGGAAUAAGCGACCCGAGUUCACUGCAUGGUUAGCAGAAGUGAAGAAGGUGAAUCUGGAAAGUCUUCCAAAUUGGGAGGAGAAGCAAAUGUUUAAAGAAUUCAUGGAAGAUCACAAUACUGCUACAUUCCCUUCUAAAAAGUAUUACAAUCUCGAUGCUUAUCACAGACGCCAGAUGGAAAAGGAAAUAAAGAGAGGUUUAAAGAGAGGUUCCAAGAAAGUCCGGGUGACAGAACGUACUGUAUUUAAUGAUGAAGAACAGCGCAGGUUAGAAAUGCUGCAAGAACGUGAAAGACAGAAGGAAGAACAGGUUGAAGCGUUGAAGCGCUCGAUGCAAAGUGGAAUGGCACAAGCGAUGAAAGAGCAGGCUCAACUCAAGGAAGAGAUGGCAUACCAAUACAAGAUUGGCAACUUUGAGGCUGCAGCUGCGAUCCAAAGAAGGCUUGACCCAGAUGUUGCAAUGUAAUUAGGCCUUUGAAAGUUUGUCAAUUGACUUAAAUUUGCCAGUUGCGAAGUUUACGUGACGGAAUUUGGGAUGCUGAGAGCUUUCAGAAAGUCCCCGUAUCUAUCUUCUUGGCAGAGCGGGAGAUGGAGAAAUGCUAAUGAUCUGAACUUUUCCCAAGUGCAACCUGAUAUGCGGAUCCAUCCUGUAGAAUUAUAAAAGUGAGAGAGAGAGCCACAGCAAAUUUAUUUUAUCUGUCAUCUGUGAUCAGAGGAAGAGCAAGAAGGGUGAUGUACUAUUACUCUAUUCUGUCUUCUGCGAAGGCACGCACUUACUGCUGUGACAGCAGAUUGUGGCAAUAAUUUGAUGUUCAGAAUAGUUAGGACUGAUGACGACACACCUCCCUCUGUGUCCAGAUUGGUUGAGAAGCAAUUUUAUUGCGUUAGUUAUCGCGCUAGUCACGCAACAUUAUUAUUA